Ciona intestinalis (vase tunicate) is the source of this 1885-nucleotide messenger RNA. Lineage: Eukaryota; Metazoa; Chordata; Ascidiacea; Phlebobranchia; Cionidae. The record is from RefSeq and is a predicted model, not a curated record.
UUCUAUAUUUAUUACGCAGCCCCCCACCUAGUGGAACACAAAUAUCUCCCGUCAAGAUGAGAUCGCAAUCGAAGCGACCGACUUCGAGGGUUACUUUCUCAGGUCGCGAUCGAGUAUCGUUGAUCAGUGGAACGGCAAGCACAUGCUCCUCCGAGGGCGUGGAAAGUUUAAACUUUAUCGAUCUCGCUUUAUCAAGCGAUGCUGUGGAUAAACUGCAAGGAACGAUGGAACAUUUCCUCAGUAAAAUCCACAGUUUAAACGAACUUGUUCGAAGCGAAACUGUUCAAACUGUCUUUGAAAACACUCAAGAAACGACGCCCGAUAAGAAAUAUGACAAAAUCAUCGAAGCUUUAACAGCGAGCACGAGCGAUGAUUCGAUAAAGAUGGCGCUGUCGGUUUGCGAGGGAACCGACCAAUUCGCUGACGUCAUAAACACUUUAAUUGAAUCGGUUGAUCGUCACGUUAACGAAGUCCGGACGCAACUCGUGCUCGCUGUUUUGUUAAACGAAGAUCCGAAGCUCGUAUCCCGUCGCGACAAAGUGUUCAGCCAAGCUCUCGUGGCUUCAAUCUCGGCCUUUUCGGCACAGCUUCGUUGUGCGAUUGCAGGAACGUUCAACAACAUGAAAACAUACGGGGUACGACCGGAAGAAGCGAGCAAGAAAUGGCUCGAGCAAUCGAUGUCGAUCGGAGCGGCUGUCAUCUUCCAAUCCAUGCUCAACCCCAACAUGCCCGAUGAGAACGCAAUGUUGGAAGAUAGUUGUAUCGGAAUCAAUGAUCUGGAAAGAGUUUCGUUUCAUUUCUGUGCGAUAACCGGUGAAGUGGAACCAAAUGAAUGCCCGUCCAAUGUUAAUCAAAUGCUCAGUGAUGCGUGUCAUAUUGACGUAAACGGAGUUGGGUUUUCAAUGGAAGGAAAUCGUUGCGCACUUAAAGUUUAUUUCCAUCUGGAUAAGCAUGUGUUUAUUAAACUACCUCCUCGAUUACAAGCGGGUGGGGGGGUCAAACUACUUCCAAUGCUCUUUAAUCACGGUCUAGAAGAUCUAGGCAACCAGUUAUACGAACAAGGGGUUACAAUGCAGGAGUUUAAUAAUUCUAUUAAUGAGAAAGCUUUGGGAAAGAUGUAUAACUACUACAAAAGGUUCCGAGCGUUCCACCUUGACCGUUCCAAGUUGCCCCGAGAUACUGAAGCCCGUGCCGUCUUGGUGGAUCGGUUGUCGCGUCCCUUAAACGCGUUGGAUGAGAUCAUGACUUUACUGGAAUCCAACGUCAAGCCUCGUCACGGGAAACCACAUCUUGCCACUAGUGGCGCUGGAGUGCUCACGCUGGUCGCAGAGUUUUGCAAUAGAUUGGGCGGUUGUCAUGUCAUAAUGUGUAACAAUGGGGUUCAUAGGUCAACAAUGGCCUGUUGUUUGGAACAAUCACUCAUUCUCGCUCGUUGCCAUGGGCUACCACCUCGUCAACUUAACUCGGCUGCUUUCCAAUUCAGCCACAUGGGGGCGCGCACGUACUGUGGAAUUAAAAACCCGGAAACUCGCGAUAAAACCGUUAAAUCUGCUCCGAGAUUGUUUCGCCCGACGACCCUUGAAACAGUAUCUACGCCGUGAUUGGUCAAUUUGGUCACAUGACUUUGGAACAGCAUUCCAUAACAACAUAGAAAUCAUAUUUCACUGUAGUUUGUACUUUUACUUUUUAUUGUAAAACAAAUCAUUCUGUGACAUCACAAACCUAAGUAUUCAGGUUCUUUUUACAGUUCCAUUUCAAAAUAAACAAGAAAAUUGUUUUAUUUUUAAUUUUUUUGAUUCUUUGAUUAUUCGGGCGCAAGCUUGCGCUCCCCAAUGUUUUGAUUUCGUAUUAAAUUCAAUGAAUUAAAAACUUUGUGGCAACACUA